AUGGCAGCUGCGUCGUCGCACAACAACAAUAACAAUCCAUCAUACCCUCGAUCCCCCGUUGACCCGUCCACUGACACUCCCUCAUACGACGAGUCACCCGUCUCGUCGGCUACCUCAGCGAAGCCGCAUGCGCCGCAGCAACAGUAUCUUGGCGGCCUGACUAGCACGACUCCUUCUGCUACUGUACCAAGGACGACCCCGGCUUCAUCGGUACCGGCUUCAGCACCUCGUCCUCCUUCACCACGAUUGCUGCCACAGCCACCACACCCACCGAGGAUCUCCACUCUAGCAUCAUCUCCGCCGGAGAGCCUUCUCAACCACCAGCCUUCUCACCAGAACUCAUUCCACUCAUACACGCCUGCCACAGCGACACCGUUCACCAUGGGAGGCCGAGACUCGCUCCCGUCCAACGACUCGGUGUCUGGGACGCCGGGCCCUUCGUCCAGUCACCAGCUGCCCUCAUCCAGUUCACAAGCCCAAAAGCGGGCAUAUCGCCAGAGGAGGAAAGACCCAAGUUGUGACGCCUGCCGAGAGAGAAAGGUCAAGUGCGACGCGACCGACACAACCAGCUGUUCCGAAUGCUCGAGCCGAAACGUAAAGUGUCAAUUCACCAAGGAGACGAACCGGCGAAUGUCUUCCAUCAAGCAGGUGCAGGAUCUCGAGAAGACGCUGGAUAAGCUUAAGCGGGAAAAUAUGAACCUGAAGCGAGCUUUGGAGACCCAGGGCCACGGCGUUCAUGGCCACGUUAACCAUGGUCUAGGCCGUGGGCAACCUCACAUGCCCAUGGACCGCAUGGACAUCGACAGCGGUCCUGUUUCUGGCAUGGGCAUUGAGCAGCUGCUUGCUCUUCUCCUUCCCGAAAUAGGUGCCGAGCCGAAGCCGAAGAAGAGACCCGUCCCGAUUCCGGCGCUCGCGCAAGCCCGGUCAAACAUCCGAAUUCCCGCAAAAGGCGUCUGGAAGCCACCAGCACAAUACCGACACUCGCCAGCUGGUCCGUCCAUCUUUGACUACACACUGAGACCCGAGUUGCCCUCGCAACAGACGACAGACCACCUGAUGCGCUGCUAUUACUCGUCGGCUCAUACCAUGACGCCCAUUAUUCACUGGCCAACCUUCCGGCAAGAGGUCGAUAAUCUGUACAGGCCAGGAGGAUUAUCACAGCAUGUACCUACAUCGUUUUUGGCCAUGUUUUAUGCCGUUCUGGCGAUGGGUGCUCUCUUUUCGUCAGAUUCGCACCGUUCCUUCCGGGCGGCGGAAUGGAUUGAAGCCUCCAGGAAGCUUAUUGACCCUUGGGGUAACGACUUUGUGCUGGACCAUGCUCGUUCACUGGUUCUCAUCAGCAUUGCCCUCAAUGAGCUCAAUCUAAAGUCCGCGGCAUGGAACUGGCUCGGAAACGCAGUCAGGGUGGCUCAGGACAUUGGCCUACACUCGGAUAUGGGCUCGUGGCCAUUGAUUGAGAAGGAGAUGCGAAAGCGUACCUGGUGGUCCAUCUACAUUCUUGACCGCAGUCUAAGCCUCGAGCUUGGGCGGCCCAUGUUGAUCGACGAUGUUGACUGCGAUGUGCCACUCCCGAUGGGGGUAGACGACCAUUUCAUUCGCGACAACGGCAUGGUCGUUCCCAAUGGCGCUGAGCCCCUUACUCACUCGCUGCUCGCCAUCACACACGUUGUACGAUCAUACACUGCCCUCGGCCGACUGCUUUCUUCGUCCGGAAGCGAAGGCCCAAUGGUCCACAACCGCAACGAGUUUAUGAGUCCAGCAAUCCCGCCCGCCCGUCUCGCGACAUUCGAUCAAUACUUCGCCUCAUGCCUGCGUACCUUCCCUCCGGCCUGCGAUCCAUCUUCCGGCUCCCCGCUCGCCCCAGUACUCCUCAACCCGCUGAUCUACCUGCUUCAUGCGCGACUCCUGCUCCAUCGCCAGAACCUCUCUCCACAAUGCCCGCCCGAAGCCCGCCAGCUGGCCGUGGAGCAGUGCACAAACAUCGCACUAGAGUCAGCCGCUUACCUGAAGCGCAUGACACCCACCCUUCCCGAGGGGGCCACGGCGCUCACGACCAUGCACAUCUUCCGGUGCGCCUUGUUCCUCCUGCUCAUCGGGCACUUGGACCAAGCUCUCUUGUGCAUCCGGGAGCUGGCAACAAUCAACACAAACAGAGAGGUUGCGGUACCCUGUGGGCGGUAUCUCUUGUUCUUCGUCGGUAUUCUGGGACAAAAGAGAAGCGAAUAUCUUCAGAGAAUCAUGAUGACUGGAAGCCCAGAACCGGCGCCAGUGAGGUUGAGAACUGCCCUGACAAGGGAUGAGGAGCUGAUUGCAUAUGUGAGCGCGGAUCUGCAGGCGCGGCCCGAUACGGCGUGGAUCUGGGCAGGCGGAGAGCAGGACCAUGCGGCUGCUGCAGCUGCGGCCGCGGCGGCUGGACGUGCAGUGGGGAGCACCAGCAGCUCAAGCCCCGGAGGAGCGAACGGAUUGGGAACCCUUUUCAGCGAGGAAGCCAAGAUGGGAUUGUCGAAGGAGGAAAUUACCGAGUGGAACGUGAACAAGGGCUGGACGAGGCUGGACGAAAUGGUGCGCGGCUUGGUCCACCCGCUUGCGGUACCGUUGGCACAGGUACCGAUGGUGCCAUCGACUUCGACCCAAACACCGACCUCAGCGACCAGACCUACGCAUUCGUUGGCUUCAACGCCAACAUCCGCUACCGCUCCCCAUCCCUCAUACGCACAAGGACCGCCGCCAGUAACGGUUUCCGGACCCCCUCCUCCUCCUCCCUUGCACUAUAGCCAUCAUGCACCACCACCACCACCACCUCAGGGACGCCAAAUGCCAUCGGUCCAACCCGGACCCGGCCCGCAACAACCACCCCCGCCAGGAAGCUGGGGCCAUCCCCCGAGCGGCCCGACCCUUCCUCCCCCGCAGCCAUCGCGAUCUCCAUACAUCCCUCAGCAUGGCCACCACCCACAGGGUCCCCCGCCUCCAGCAAAACCCCCGACACUCCCUAGCAUCUCACCGGCCGGCACCCCUCGCAUCAAGAGCGAGCCAGGGCUACCAUCGCUACCACCACUCGGAAGUGAUAGAGAAGACAAGCGGCCUAUCGGCUUGGGAAUCGGCGGUGGUGGUGAAAGAGGACCAGCAAGUGCCAUCAGCCCUUCCAACAGGGCAGCGGUGCUUCAGAGCAGCGGAGCCAGUGGACGUGGGGCGGGGGGUAGUCCGACGAUGAGCAUGAGCCGCAGCCCGACGAGCGCGACAACGCCGACGACAACGACUACGAUGCCGAAUGGAACUUGGAACCCGACGAACGGUGGGAAGGAGAACGCGAAUGGAAACGGAGCAGCAAGCAAUAAACCGCCGACGGUGAAGAGCCAGAGUCAGGAGAGGAUCAGUAUUGCCAAUAUCAUUUGA
Messenger RNA from Sordaria macrospora k-hell, 3393 nucleotides. RefSeq lists its product as uncharacterized. Gene Ontology annotation, biological process: DNA-templated transcription; regulation of DNA-templated transcription. NCBI's taxonomy places the organism in Eukaryota, Fungi, Ascomycota, Sordariomycetes, Sordariales, Sordariaceae. Gene Ontology annotation, cellular component: nucleus. The record is from RefSeq and is a predicted model, not a curated record. Gene Ontology annotation, molecular function: DNA-binding transcription factor activity, RNA polymerase II-specific; DNA binding; zinc ion binding.